AUGGCGGCGCCCAAGACUGAACCACCGACUGCGCCCAGAGAUCAUCAUCGGGAGCUGGAGCCUGUAUUAUUGGAUCGUCGCGGAGUUCAAGGUCCUGAACGCCUACCUGAUCUACCUCGUCAACGCAUCAAGACCGACGGCGCUCAAUCUGGCCAGCCGAACCGUAAUAAAGGUCCUCGUGGCUCUGGUAAGAAACCAACGCGCUGGCUUAACUUCAACAACACCCUGAAUAAAUUGGUACCAGGCGCAAAGUUUUUGCGUACGCCCAGAGGUGAGUACCAUAGUGGUCUCUAUGCCUUGGCUAUCGGUAUGGGCGCCUGCCCGGACCGGACUUCAGCUAUCGACUGGUCUGCCAGAUCGCUGGAGAGCAACGCUUUCAGUAGACUGGUUGAGGCCGUCCAUUCACUUCGCGCCGAUUCACCUCGCCAAUCUGCCAACUUGGAAAUUAUGCGCGUCAAUUAUGGUACUUUGAGCGCUAAUCAUCUUGCUAUUCUGAUCAACGAGUACAACAAGAGCACAUGUGGACGCAAGAUUCAACUCUUCCUUGCUGAAAGAGAUGUAGAGAAAAUGACACCGAAUAUACGAGAUGCCAAAAAGAUCGUAGUGCGCAAAAACUUCCGCACACAGCAAUGGGAAGGAUAUGGUUACGCCGAAAGCGCUUCUAUUGGAAGCUAUGUCAAGAACCACCAGGCUCCAACACUUCCAAUCUGGUCUUGUCCAGCCACUGAGGACGAGUCCAAUCAAGCAGACGCUUCAUAUCUCAACAGUACCUCCUGUGAGUGGGACUCAGACUAUGAUGCUGAACCUGAUCUCGAGGAACCUGAAUUAGAGCUCUUGUUCACAGCAGGAGAUGAUUUCCAAAACGGCGUGCAUGAAUUGGUCACUUGCAUAGCACACGACUCCAGACCCUCCUCCUCCAGGUUCCAAUUAGUCUACUCGAGACUCAACGAUCACCUGAACGACUCAUCAUAUCGUGGCCCACCUGAUCUCGAACCAGACGGCUCGCUCAGUAGCAAGGCUCUCGGUGCUCUCGCCGACUGGUGGAAUUCAAGAUGGAAGACCUAUCAACGUGACAAGAUUAUACUAUACACUGGCAACAGCCAUGGUCGUUUUGAAGAAGUCACCUCACCGACGAACGAGGUCCGAAAGCCUGUAUUUCUUGUUUACAAGGAUGGUCGUUGGCACAUUUUUAUUGCUGGACAUACUCUACCGUUUGAGUAUGCGGUACGAGAAGCAGAGUGCACCGCCUCUAGUGAUGUGAACACUCCCAGAGACACUGCGUCAGAGCUUGUCCACGACUUGAAGUCCACCGACUCAAACACCGAAAUAAUCGCCGAACGUACUCAAGAUCUGGCUCGUGUUGUCGAGCGUCUUGAGGCCACUUCAUUCAAGCAAACCAAUACUAUCAAUGGUCUGUCGAUGGCUGUCAAAGACUUGACUGCGACUGUUGCUACACUCACAACUGCUAUGCAGGCAAAGGAAACCAGCUCAGCUCCCGAGGUUGAUCAUCUGACUCACAGACCUGGCGAAGAGAUGGUUUUUGCAGACUUGAUCUCUUUUGAUUGA
Messenger RNA from Aureobasidium pullulans EXF-150, 1566 nucleotides. RefSeq lists its product as uncharacterized. The coding region runs from base 1 to 1566 and encodes 521 amino acids. The record is from RefSeq and is a predicted model, not a curated record. Lineage: Eukaryota; Fungi; Ascomycota; Dothideomycetes; Dothideales; Saccotheciaceae. The transcript is spliced from 3 exons.